AUGGCAACAAACAAUGGCCGCUGAGUACAGGAGUGGUGUGAUAUUUAUUUUGUAGAGAAGUUUACUUAAAACGUAGAAAAGUUAUUGGCAUUUGCUCCAGCAAAUGUUUGACAGCUUAUAUUAGCAACUAAAAUUUGACACUAGGAGGGAAAAAAGAACGAGCAUCGACGUUAACUCAGUUAAAAGUUUAGCUAGGGUGUAUUCGCUAAUUUGUUGAUUUUUAGCAUGUGUCAGUCACGCAGGCUGCGUUAGCUCUUCACAAUGUCCCGGGAGCAGACUCCUCUGCCAGACGGGGGAAACCGACUCCUCAGCGGCAGGUCCAGGACGAGAUCUUACGGAAGUUUGUUCCAGUCUGAUUUGUCCUCAUACAGACUGAUUGAACAUAAAAUUCAGCAUGGGGAAACACUACAAGGGCUGGCCCUGAGAUAUGGAGUGUCUAUGGAACUAAUCAAGCGAGCAAACAGACUGUACACCAAUGACUCUAUAUUCCUGAAGAAGUAUUUGUUUAUCCCUGUUCUGUCAGAUGUGGAUUUCUGCAGUGACAGGGAGACUUUGGGUGAAGAUGUCCCAAAAGUGGAUGUGUCAUCUCAAAAUGAGAACAAGUCAGAGGACAGGUUUGAUGAUAGCAAAGAAAGGGUGUCUGAUCUUUCUCCAGAUGCCUUCUUGAAAAGGUUGGAUGGCUUGAUAAGCCAGUCCAAACAGGUUGCAGUCAGAGGAUACAAAGAAGCAGAGGAAAGAGUUGCAGCCCUGGAAGCAGCAUGUACCACCAGCACAUCAGACUGCUGGCGGCUUACAAAGUCCCAGAGUGCCAUAUCAUCUUCAAUCCUGCAGCAGCAGCAAAAAGUACCACUCAGUACCACCAAACUCACCCACAGACUGAGAGACAGGGAGGAUGAGAUCUUUGAGCUGUGACAUUCUGUUUCUGAUAUCUCCCUCUGACCGUGAAAGAAACUUUCAUUGAAAGCCACAUCCCAGGCUGUACCUU
This is a messenger RNA of Thalassophryne amazonica, 985 nucleotides long. It is a transcript of the gene lysmd1, whose product is annotated as LysM, putative peptidoglycan-binding, domain containing 1. The record is from RefSeq and is a predicted model, not a curated record. The transcript is spliced from 3 exons. The coding region runs from base 262 to 912 and encodes 216 amino acids. Lineage: Eukaryota; Metazoa; Chordata; Actinopteri; Batrachoidiformes; Batrachoididae.